AUGAUUGAGGUAGGGGUUCAGAGAUACCACGGUGCUGAAGUCGACUAUCGCGGCCCCAGACGUGGCUCUCGCUGUGCGCCAGCCGGUCGCUCGAGGCUGCACGACAUCUGUGCCGCGCUCGGUCGGAAAGACAGUUGGAUGGACGUGAGAGCGAUGCUGGCUUUCCUUGACCUUACGCAAUCUCCUAGGGUAUGGGACGCCGAGAACGCCUGUCGGCCAUUGGUGGAUGACAACACGCCCGCAUUGCAGCAGCCAUAA
Molecule: messenger RNA, 258 nt
Organism: Chaetomium globosum CBS 148.51
Lineage: Eukaryota; Fungi; Ascomycota; Sordariomycetes; Sordariales; Chaetomiaceae
Exons: 3
Coding region: 1-258 (85 amino acids)
Source: RefSeq, a predicted model, not a curated record